UUAAAGCGAAGCUUUAGUUGUUUUUUUUAAGCAAAAGGUCCGGUACCUCAAAAGUAGCAAUAAUAUCUUUCCCAUAAACUAUCCAGUAUCCACCGGCUCUCUUGCACAUUCUGGUACUCCCACUUAUUUUAUCCUUCUCUCCUUCGAGAUCUCAUAAACUGCAGUAUUAAAUUGUCUGAAAUGCCUGCUUUGAUUUUAUAUCGCAGACUUGCUAAACGGUUAUUUUUAUUUGGUGUUGCUGCGAUAGUUUGUUUGGUUCCAUUGGUCAAGUACAGGAAUCGUAAUCAACAGCAACCUGAUGCAUAUGCCAUUAUGGAGCGACAGGAAGCGGCAGCGAGUAGUAAUGGACAUCUUACAUCCAACGUUGUACCGAUAGAUCCGCAAGCGGUGAAUAUCGUGUAUGUGGCGUGUGGAGAGCAGCAAAUCGAUGAUAUGUUUGUAUCCAUAAAGUCAAUUCUGCUGCUGACCAAUUCACCGGAAAUCACGUUCAUCGUCUUCACCAAUUUGCACUCCAGCCUCGAACAAAUUCGGCACCGUUUUACCGAACUGGUGACCUCGAAGGCGCUGGCUCGGCUAAGUGGGAGUAUUGUGGAUAUCUAUCCUGUGGAUCUGGAAUUUCCGUCUGUGCAUCACUCUAACUUGAACGUGGAUAUCAGCUGGAGAAAUACAGAUACCAAGUGCAAAAUGCAGAAAAUGUUUUUGCCGGCUGUAAUAGAAGAUUUCGAGGCAAUUAUAUACUUGGACACGGCCACGAUAGUUAUGCGACCCAUUGAAGAGCUUUGGGUGGAAUUCUUCCGAAUGCGUGAACCGGAAAUGCUGUCCAUGGUUCUGGAUGUUGAACCCUCUGAAACGUCGGUGUUAAAAAAAGAGGAUGAGCUGGAUACUAAAACAUUGUCAAAUGGUCCCGGUGUCCUCUUGAUGAAUUUAACAAAAAUGAGAAAUUUUGAAUGGGAAGAAAAACUUAUGCACACGCUGCAUCAACAUCAUAUCCAUCUUGGAAAUGCCAAUCCGCAAAAUAUUUUGGAUACAAUGGUGCAGAUUGCGCGGAAAGAAAUGCGUUUAUUAUCCUGCCAAUGGAAUUUCCGCCCGUUUUACUGCAAGAAAGCGAAAGGCGGUUGUGAUUCUGCUUCGUUGAAAGGGUUUGCAUUAGUUAACGGAAAUUCCGGGUUAUUUCAUCAAGGAAAUGGAAUAUUUUCCCACAUUUACAGUAUUUUUAAAAAUUUUGACCCACACCAAAUGGACAUCUUCGAAAACUUUCUGAAGCCUAUGAAGAAAACUUUGAAAACCGGAGAUUUUGCGUUGGAACACUGCAGCAUAGUUUUUUCUGCGUUGGCCACUUAUAUGGACGAUAGUAUUACCCGGCUUUACGGAGCGGCUGAAAGUUUUGCCAUGAAGGGUUAUUAUUCACAACAGCAUGAAGAUAUAUAA
This is a messenger RNA of Paramacrobiotus metropolitanus, 1428 nucleotides long. Its product is annotated as glucoside xylosyltransferase 2-like. The transcript has 6 exons. The record is from RefSeq and is a predicted model, not a curated record. Gene Ontology annotation, biological process: protein O-linked glycosylation via N-acetylgalactosamine. Lineage: Eukaryota; Metazoa; Tardigrada; Eutardigrada; Parachela; Macrobiotidae. Bases 181 to 1428 code for a protein of 415 amino acids. Gene Ontology annotation, molecular function: UDP-xylosyltransferase activity.